AUGUAUCAUGCAGAUAUUUCUCCUGCAAAGAUCCUGGCCCCGCAGAGAACCAUAAGCGAGAAUGAUGACCUUUAUGUCACCUGUAGCACCUUUGGGAAGAAAAAAGACUCUAUGGCCAUCGUUUAUUUAUUGAAAGAUGGGAAAGAAUUCAGGAGAAUGACAUUGAAGCAAGACCAGAUCGAUGUUACCUUCAAAAUUUCUAAAGUUAACCUUAAUCACAAUGGAAACUACACCUGUGUUCAUUCCCCUCAAAAUUAUUCCCUCUCCGUCGUUACCGGGACAGGACACAACACCAUUCAAAUUCAUGUUAUUGCCAAUUCUCUUCCAGCAGACAUUUCUGUACUUGGAUGGCCGACUGUUUCUGAAGGGGACGAUGUUGAAUUCAAGUGUACGUUUUCCGACAUUUUGCAUUCACUUGAUGAAUGUCAGUUCAUCUACGCUUACCUAUGGAAGAAUCGAAGCAUCUUCCAAGUGAUGGUAUUUGAUGUUGCUCAGAAGGAGGCCUCUUUCACUAUGGAAGGUGCAGUCGUGAGGGAUUCGGGUGAUUACAGCUGCACCCUGCUGCCGUCUAGUUGCGUCAAAGAAAAUGAGAAACAGAUCUAUGGAAAAAAUGUUGUGGUUCUUAAAGUCAACAAAGUCAUUUUCUCUCCUUUGGUGGCUGUCCCAUUUGGAUUGAUAAUGCUGUUGCUGCUCUUUGGAAUGGUUCUGUGGUGGACUUCAAACAGUCAA
Messenger RNA from Menidia menidia (Atlantic silverside), 729 nucleotides. The record is from the annotation of a GenBank genome assembly. Lineage: Eukaryota; Metazoa; Chordata; Actinopteri; Atheriniformes; Atherinopsidae.